AUGAAGGAGAGUCUGGCACUGACCACGAAGCCCGCCGGCUUGCUGAUCCAACGAGUCCUGAUGGACCGUCCACAAGCUCUGCCACCGGGCGAUCAGAUGUCUCUGCCAGCCACCUUCGAGUCGCCUCUUCGUUCUAUACUUGUGUCAAGUCCGCCAACAGCUUCAGUCUCGGCGAAUACCGCCCUAGCGUCCUUGAGCGCGGCCAACACGACUAGGAGCAGUUCUGGCCCGUUUGCAGGCUUAGCCAGCGCCAGUACUCGACGGGCGACAUUUCGACCUGAAGACAUGAUGUCAAUGAGUUCGUCAGCAAGCCGUCCGCCUCUUAUGAGGCUCGAGAAGGACUUGGACGAUCCUGAAGCCAGCUCCUCAUCAAACGCUCACGAUGAGCACAGCUUGAACACUACGAUAGCUAGACUGUUCGUUACGAGCGACUCUGCAACUCCAGCCGCCAUUUCUCGAUUGCCAUCGCAUCUCAGAACUCUCUCAAACGUCGGCAGAAGCAUACAUGAGAACUCCAGUUUGACGAAUCACUUACUACUUCAAGGAUUUUCGGAAGGUGUACAUUCUGACAUAACCAUCAUAGCAUUUGGACAGAGAUACAGGCUGCACAAACUGCUUCUGGCUAGGAUUCCUUUCUUCCAAUCGGCAUUCUCAGGCCCAUGGGCAGAGAGCUCCGCAAGCGAGAUGGAGCUUCGACCAGAAGAAAUGGACUCGAAUAUAACGAAGACAGCCUUUGAGCUUGCCAUCAAACGGACUUACGGGUCGUCUUCACCAAUACAGGAAGAACAGGAAUCUAUUGGACUCUUUGCCACGGCAUGCUGGCUCAAUCUACCUGACGUUGUCGAAAAUUGCGUAGACUCGAUUCUUAAGCAAAUGCAGCCUUCUAGGUUGCAUGACUUAAUUCGCCUGGUCACCUCCAAUUUUUAUGGCAAGCCCGGCGACCGCAUCCUCGCGUCCGCCAAGGCUAUGCUGUACAGAGAUGGUUGGGAGAUGGAAUAUUCUGGCUGGGACAUGAUCCCCUCUGAGAUGAUCAAAGACAUUGUGGGCGGUGAUCCCUUCUUUGUGCCGUCCGAAUGGGAGAGAUGGUUCCUGGCGAGCAAAAUCCUAAACCGGAAACUCAGAAUCAAAGCCACUGAAGUUGGGCUGAUCUCAGAACACGGGACAUUCAUUUAUCCAAAACCAGUCUCAUUGCAAUUCAAUGCAAUUCGCUUCGAUACGACUUAUCGGAAUCGAUCAAUGCACAGCAGCGCUCGAAACAUCUCUGAAAAGGACGACCCUUGGCUCGCGCUGUACACAUCGCCCGAGAUUGCGCCACUUCUUGUCCUGCUUGACGAAGGAAUACAUUACAUGCACCUUCGCUUCGAACAGCUGCAACAGAUCAAGUCUCAUCGGGAUGUCUUUGGUGUUCCCAUCGUUGCUGAUGAUCUGAUAUCCAAUGCGCUCUGGAUGUCUAUGGAGCUUCGGCAACGUGUACUGAAUGCACACGAGAAUGACCUUGAAUUAGGGUUCCAACAAUAUGCCUAUGAAAACAACGAAUCCGCUCAAAACCACAGCAACCCUGCUGCAGACUACAAAGGAAAACGUCCGAGUGAGGAGCGAGAGCAAGAAACCAACGAACCAGACUCGGAGAGUUGGGAUGGAAAUGCUCAGCCAAGAAAGUUCUGGAUCCCAAACGAGGAUACAUCAUACAUGAUGGGCGGCACCAGGGAAGCGCAGGCUGCUGCUAUUGGUUCAGCGACGGACUGGAAUCAUCAGGCAACUUCACGACUUUCUGCCAGUCUCGAUGCAGCAGAUGUGAGCUGGGCCACAGAUUUUCUGUCCGAGGGCGGCCGACCACUGUCCCAGAAUCUGAGUAGUGGCGGUCCACCGAGGUACUCUCGUUUCCCACCCUUCCGCUUUGCCGCCGAGUUUCCUCACACUCGAAGCCUGAAGGACAAGAAACGCAUCUACUCAAAGACUUUGUUCUAUGCCGGAAGUCUGUGGAAUGUAUACAUUCAGCGAAUCGCGAGCUCCAAGACUCAGCAAUUGGGCAUAUAUCUACACCGUGCCAAAGAAAGCUCUCCAAUUGACGAACCAGGUGGCCAUCUGGCAGGAGCCAGCGUCGACGACCGCAUUGGCCAUCUCGAACGAGAGAUGCUGCUCAGAAAGACACAGAGACGUAGCAGGUCACUGCAAGACAUCGACCCACAGACUUCAUCAUCUGAGGGGCCACACGACGAUAAUAGUACUCCGAAAGGAGACGUGCUCGAUCGCGCUCGCAAGGAGGCAAGGUCCCCCGAGUUCUGGUCCGACUCCUUGCGAAACACGACGACGAAUGUCACAAGGCUGUUCGACUCGGACGAAGAGGACGACGAGCUGCUACGAGCGACACACCAGACUAGCGUUCCCACCAUACAGCCUUACGUCGAUACGCGUCCGACGAUCAAGAGCUACUUUAAGAUAUACAGCCCAGACAAAGCUGGUCUGUCAAUGAGUGUAUACGAGUCGGCGCCCGAGAAAUUUGUUGUGAGUAAGAGCUGGGGCUGGAAGAGCUCUCAGAUGGUUCCCGAAGAUGGCAGUCUCCCCUACGAUCUUGCUCAUCCUUCUCGAGGAUCCAGCCUUCGGUACAUGGUGGUCAUUGGCAAUGUUUGA
Cyphellophora attinorum is the source of this 2631-nucleotide messenger RNA. RefSeq lists its product as uncharacterized. NCBI's taxonomy places the organism in Eukaryota, Fungi, Ascomycota, Eurotiomycetes, Chaetothyriales, Cyphellophoraceae. Gene Ontology annotation, molecular function: protein binding. Bases 1 to 2631 code for a protein of 876 amino acids. The record is from RefSeq and is a predicted model, not a curated record. The transcript is spliced from 4 exons.